GGACGCUUCUCAAUUUCUUAGGGAUUUGCUUUUUGGAUGAUGAGAACCUCCCCUUUCUUCUUCUCCAACUCUCCUGCCAUAUUUUUGGCACUGGUGUAGUAGGCAGUUUAACAAGGGCCUCAAAUUCGAUACGGCCAUCUACGUAACUGCAAUCAUGACUGCUGCAACGUCAGUCGGUUUAGAAAAAACUGACGUAGAAAACUGUGAGGAGAAGAAAGCUAAGCUAUCAUUUAAGCGGAGGGCAAUAAAUGCCUCCAACAAAUUCAGGACUUCCUUUGGCAAGAAGAGCAGGAAGAACGGUAAGGUCACUUCCGUUGUUGUGGAUGAGCAUGAUGCAGAAGAAUUGAAGGCAGUUGACGCUUUUCGUCAAGCUUUGAUCUUGGAAGAACUAUUGCCUGCAAAGCAUGAUGACUACCACAUGAUGCUAAGAUUUUUGAAGGCUAGGAAAUUUGAUAUUGAGAAGACUAAGCAAAUGUGGGCUGAUAUGAUCAAAUGGAGGAAGGAUUAUGGCACAGACACCAUAAUGGAGGAUUUUGAUUUCAAAGAGAAAGAGGACGUCGUCAAACACUAUCCUCAAGGACACCACGGAGUUGAUAAGGAUGGAAGACCCGUCUAUAUUGAGCAACUUGGUAAGGUUGAUGCUACCAAGAUCAUGCAAGCCACAACCCUCGAGCGUUAUGUCAAGUACCAUGUGAUGGAGUUUGAAAGGACCUUUAUUGACAAGUUCCCAGCUUGCUCAAUCGCUUCAAAAAAGCACAUUGAUCAAAGCACCACCAUUCUUGACGUACAAGGAGUGGGACUGAAAAGCAUGAACAAAUCUGCUAGGGAACUUAUCCAGCGUCUCCAGAACAUUGACGGUAACAAUUACCCCGAGACUCUCUGCCGCAUGUACAUCAUCAAUGCGGGCUCUGGAUUUAGGCUCUUGUGGAACACAGUGAAAUCCUUCCUUGAUCCAAAGACCACCUCUAAGAUUCAUGUUUUGGGCACCAAGUACCAAAGCCAGCUCCUGGAAAUGAUUGAUGCCAGUGAACUUCCAGAGUUCCUGGGUGGUACCUGCACCUGUGCUGAUAAAGGUGGUUGUAUGCGCUCAGACAAGGGCCCAUGGCAAGACCCAGAGAUCAUCAAGAUGGUCCGUAAUGGUCAGCACAAAUGUUCAAAGAAUGCCAUCCAAGAAGAGAAGGUCAUUGCUGAGGACCAGCCUUCAAACAUGAAAAGUUGUGUUUCCAAGAAAGAUACUGAAUCUCCAAAAAACCAGGUGGACAUCAAGCAGCCAAGUCUCCCUCCAGUUGUGGAAGAAGCUCAGGUAAAACACCACCACCUAGCCGCAGGUGAGACAAAUGACUAUCCACCCAUGGUUGACAAGGUUGUAGAUCGUGCAAAACCAAAACAGAAGUUAGCCAUCCCCAAAAAUACAGAUUAUCAUCCAAUCCAUAAUGCUUGCAAAUCUAGUGAUGGGCUAGGCAACCAGCUGCUUACAGGUAUGAUGACCUUGGUGAUGGGAGUUAUGACCAUGGUCCGUAUGACACACAACAUGCCCAAAAAACUUAUAGAUGCGACACUCUAUUCUAGUAGCAUCCAUGAUGAUGACAAUAUGGUAAAAAGACAUCCCAGUCCUUAUAAGUUGAAAGCACCUGCCGUCUCCCCUGUUGAGUACCUCAGCAUGAUGAAGCGUUUGGGAGACUUGGAAGAGAAGGUUAUUGUCCUCGACAACCAACCAGUGGAGAUGUCCCUAGAAAAGGAGAACAUGCUUAAUAUGACUUUGUCUCGUGUAGAAGCCUUGGAGAUUGAGCUUGCUGCUACCAAAAAGUCUCUUGAGGAAUCCCUUCUCCAACAACGAGAGCUCGUAGCAUACCUUGAGAAGAAGAAGAAGAAAAAGAAGAGGUUUUUCCGUUUCUAAACAUGGAAUCGAAAGCAAAGAAGACAUCAAAAGUAAGGCGAUAUGAACCAAUUACAGGAAGAAAAGGAAAGUGAGAACCGUUUUAAAUGGCGAUGAUGUGGAUUUUUGAGGCCCUGCAUUUUGUGAAGGUUUGUUUUAGUAAAGAGUUCAAAGCUGUGUAUAAAUACUUCAUUAACAUUAUUUGCUAUUCUUCCUUAUACGUCUGUGUGUACCUUUCGAAUAAUGUUCGAGAUUGUUUCUUCGUAAAUUCUUGUAUUACUCCCUUUGCUCCGCCGGAAUUUGAAAGGUUUUGUUAGUUCUCCGUUACAAAAAAA
This is a messenger RNA of Cynara cardunculus var. scolymus (artichoke), 2211 nucleotides long. Its product is annotated as phosphatidylinositol/phosphatidylcholine transfer protein SFH3-like. Bases 155 to 1897 code for a protein of 580 amino acids. The transcript is spliced from 13 exons. The record is from RefSeq and is a predicted model, not a curated record. NCBI's taxonomy places the organism in Eukaryota, Viridiplantae, Streptophyta, Magnoliopsida, Asterales, Asteraceae.